Molecule: messenger RNA, 1263 nt
Organism: Sclerotinia sclerotiorum 1980 UF-70
Lineage: Eukaryota; Fungi; Ascomycota; Leotiomycetes; Helotiales; Sclerotiniaceae
Exons: 2
Coding region: 1-1263 (420 amino acids)
Molecular function (GO): protein binding
Source: RefSeq, a predicted model, not a curated record
AUGGCAGAAAGACGCCAAACAAAGCGCCGCCGAUAUGAUAGCGAUGUUUCUACACCAGGUUAUAGUUCACCGGAUGAGCUGUCAAACGAUAAACCAAUUCGUCCUUCUACUAGUACGCGUCGCGAUUCAACACGCCGGCAAUCAAGAACGUAUUCUAGUGAUGGCAGCGCAGAUGAACUAGACCAUACACAUCCUCGUCAUCGAAGCCCGCGAAGCCCUCGAAGUCGUCGAAAUUCUCAUCAUUCAAGAAGCAGAUCAACUUCUGAAGACUCACCUCGUUCGACGCAUUCCUCACCCUCACCCUCAGCUCACAAACCUCUAAGGCUCAACUACAAAUGCAAGUUUAUAUUGAGGGGCCAUCGAAAAGGAGUUGCGCAGGUAAGAUAUUCGCCCAAUGGACGAUGGAUUGCUAGUUGUUCUGCAGAUGGCACAAUCAAAAUUUGGGAUGCGCAAACCGGAAAGCAUUUACGAACUAUGGAAGGACAUCUUGCAGGUGUCUCGACGAUAGCUUGGAGCCCGGAUUCAAAUACCAUAGCUUCUGGCUCGGAUGAUAAGGUUAUAAGACUCUGGGAUCGGGCCACUGGUAAACCAUAUCUUACACCAUUACUUGGUCACCAUAAUUACGUCUAUUCGGUGGCUUUCUCUCCAAAAGGCAAUGUGAUAGCUAGUGGAAGCUAUGAUGAAGCUGUUUUCCUGUGGGACUUACGUGCGAGAAGGCAGAUGAGAAGUUUACCGGCGCAUUCGGAUCCUGUUGGUGCGGUGGAUUUUAUAAGAGAUGGGACUCUGGUAUGCAGUUGCUCCACUGAUGGACUCAUUGGUAACCAAGGAUUUAUCAAUUCUGGUAGUGAAGAUGGCGACAUUUUAUUUUGGGACGUGAGUACGAAGGAGUUAAUACAGAAGGUUCACGGGCAUGACGGUGUAGUUUGUUGGGUUGAUACUGCUCCUGGACCAAAUGGAGCAGUGGUUAGUGGUGGUUUGGAUGGUACGGUACGAAUAUGGGUUGAUGUAGGGGAUGAAGGUGGAGCUGCGCGACUAGAUGAUUUACAUCUUGAAUCGAAGGACAGGCAUGAUGUGAGGCAUGAAAGUCGAGAAGACGAAGAUAUGAAUGGUUAUAGAGAUGAAGAUGGAGAUGAGGAAAUAAGUCGAAGGAGAUAUAGUAAUGAUACCCCAAGAGAUGAUAUGAGUAUUGACAGGGAGAGAUCUCGCGAUAGGGGAAGGGAUAGAAGCGAGUUACGCAGUCCUGAGAAAAUGGAGGAAGGCUAG